Molecule: messenger RNA, 1233 nt
Organism: Stegastes partitus (bicolor damselfish)
Lineage: Eukaryota; Metazoa; Chordata; Actinopteri; Pomacentridae
Product: indian hedgehog B protein-like
Exons: 5
Coding region: 1-1233 (410 amino acids)
Biological process (GO): smoothened signaling pathway; protein autoprocessing; intein-mediated protein splicing
Molecular function (GO): patched binding; calcium ion binding
Source: RefSeq, a predicted model, not a curated record
AUGCGGAUCUCCUUCCUCCUUCUCACCGCCUCUCUGUGUGCCUUGGUCCUCCUCCUCGCACCUGCCUCGGAGGGCUGCGGGCCGGGGAGGGGGUACGGCAAGAGGCGGCUCCCGAAGAAGCUCAUCCCGCUCGCCUACAAGCAGUUCAGCCCCAACGUCGCCGAGAAGACUCUGGGAGCCAGCGGGCGACCCGAGGGCAAAAUUACGCGCAACUCCGAGCGCUUCAAAGAACUGACGCCGAAUUACAACACAGACAUAAUCUUUAAAGAUGAGGAGGACACGGGCGCCGACAGGCUCAUGACCCAGCGUUGUAAGGACAAGUUGAACUCGCUGGCCAUCUCUGUGAUGAACAUGUGGCCGAACGUGAAGCUGCGGGUGACGGAGGGCUGGGACGAGGACGGUCACCAUUCAGAGGACUCGCUGCACUACGAGGGGCGUGCUGUCGACAUCACCACGUCAGACAGGGACAGAAACAAGUAUGCCAUGCUGGCCCGCCUGGCCGUAGAAGCUGGGUUCGACUGGGUCUACUACGAGUCCAAAGCCCACAUUCACUGUAGCGUCAAGUCAGAACAUUCUGUGGCAGCCAAAACCGGCGGAUGUUUUCCCGGCGAUGCUCAGGUUACCCUUGAAGGUGGGGCAGCUAAACGGAUGCGCGACCUCCUGCCCGGCGACCGCGUCUUGGCUUCCUCGUCAACAGACGGCCACGGUCCUCUCCUCUACAGCCCAGUCCUAUCCUUUCUGGACCGCCAGCCCAACGUCACAAAGACCUUCUACGUUAUCGGGACUGAUGCAGGACUUAACAUCACUCUCACGGCUGCUCACCUGAUCUUUGUCUCAGACUGUACUGGUGGGCCUGGUCGGAGAGCAGGUCUGAGGACAGUUUUUGCCAGCGAGGUCCGGCCGGGACAGUGCGUGUUUACGUCGGCUGGGGAAGUGAGGUCACAGGCGAGACUUUCAGCCGUGACCUUUGUGGAGGAGCGGAGGAGCGCUGGGCUGUUUGCCCCCCUCACACAGCACGGCUCUAUAGUGGUGAACGGCGUGCUGGCGUCCUGCUACGCUGCUGUGGACAGUCACCAUUUGUCCCACUGGGCCCUGGCACCGCUGAGAUUCUUCUACGGCCUGAUGGGGCCUUCAGGAGCGCAGAGCGACGGGCUGCACUGGUACCCUUGGCUUCUGCAGAAGCUGGGGAAACUGCUGCUGGACGCCGGACACUUCCACUCCUGGGGUAUUUAA